AUGGAUGCGUCAACGGGAGCUGGAACUGCGCUGACGCUAAAUCUCUCCGACGACGGGUUUUAUGCCGCCCAUGUGAAUGGAAAGGAUCUGAUUGUCUACACCAAUCCGGCUUCAGAAGACAAGGAUACCCAAGUCGCCAGGAUCAAAGAAAACGGCAUCAAAUAUCUGAAAUUUAGUCCUAGCUUGAUAUCACCCAGAGGAGCCAACGGUAGCUCAGAACGACGUCUUCUCAGUGCCAAUGACUCUCGCAUCUCAGUCUGGCAGCUGGAGCCGUUGCAGAUCGUCGCUGAAAUCGAAAAUCUUGAGCCCGGAGCACUAAGCAUCGACUUUGGGAGUGAUGGAAAUGAAAUACUUGUCUUCCAUGCUUGGAAUACAAAGUUAACCAUUUAUUCACUCGAUACGAGCCGAAUCUCGGUGAUUAAGACGCCAAAGGCUGCCCAUCCUCUUGGAUUCGGAUAUCGCCCGCAAACCAGACAAUUUGCCAUUUUGCUAAAGCCCGACACGUCUGAUCUGUUAACAAUCCAUGAGCCCGAGUCCUAUGAGCUAGUACGGCUCGCUUUGCUGCCGACUAUCGAUGCCCAAGGGUUGAAAUGGAGCCCGGACGGGAAAUGGAUUGCCGUCUGGGAUGUUGCUAGUGGAGGCACCAAAGUGCUGAUUUUCACUGCAGAUGGACAGCUUUUCAGGACCUAUACUGGGCCUUCAGGUGUUGGCGAUGCAUUUGACUUGGGCGUGAAGCAAAUUGAAUGGAGUCCAGCAGCUGGUCUAAAUGGAUCUUCUGAGAUUCUUGCCGUGGGCAAAGUUAACGGCAAUAUUGAUCUUCUACGAACUCGCACGUUCUCAUCGUCAACAACUUUGUUACACGUCUUCCCAGCGGAUCAAAUUGCACCGACUAUUUGGCGAGAGCGUUUCACCAGUGCUCUCGGGGAUGCAGAAUACGCCGAAACAAUCAGCUCAUCUGCCUCAAACAUGAGCCCGGAAUCUUCAGGAUCACCACGGGGCGUCACAAUCAUGACUUUCAGCCCUGAUUGUACCCUUCUGGCAACAGUGGACUCUCUGCGGUCCAACGUUGUCUGGAUAUGGGCUCUAGAUGGCUCUCCCAGGCUGGCUUCUGUUUUGGUACACGAGCAACCCGUUCGACAGCUUGCCUGGCACUCUUCAACACCACAGCUGCUAAUAAAUACUAUCACCAAUGCACUACCUACUAUAAGAUGGUGGUCACCGAACACUCACCCUGUCAUCGCUCGGGUUCCCACCCAGAAAAGCGAAAGCGGCAAGUACGAGGUGAAAUGGCUUGCGGAGUCAGAGCCCGACUCAGCCUUCUGGUUUGCUUCUACAGAGGAAUAUGUGGUCGGAUAUUUGUCUGCAGAAGAGGAUGUGGUGAAAUUUGAGGUGCUAAAUUCGGUGACAAGUCAAGGAUAUGGUGGACAUGCUGGAAGUAUGAUGAGCAGGUAA
Molecule: messenger RNA, 1452 nt
Organism: Penicillium daleae
Lineage: Eukaryota; Fungi; Ascomycota; Eurotiomycetes; Eurotiales; Aspergillaceae
Product: WD40 repeat domain-containing protein
Exons: 3
Coding region: 1-1452 (483 amino acids)
Biological process (GO): mitotic sister chromatid segregation; microtubule anchoring at mitotic spindle pole body; protein localization to mitotic spindle pole body
Cellular component (GO): mitotic spindle; MWP complex; microtubule organizing center
Molecular function (GO): protein binding
Source: RefSeq, a predicted model, not a curated record